Molecule: messenger RNA, 1119 nt
Organism: Botrytis fragariae
Lineage: Eukaryota; Fungi; Ascomycota; Leotiomycetes; Helotiales; Sclerotiniaceae
Exons: 1
Coding region: 1-1119 (372 amino acids)
Source: RefSeq, a predicted model, not a curated record
AUGGCAAAGCCAUUGACGAUUUACGAGCCAUUCGAGGGGAACACGAAAGAAGAGUUCGACGCGCACGUGCCCAAAGAGGAAGAUUUUUUGUUAUGCCACAACUGUGGAUGGACCGUAUAUCACCAGGUACAUUACUGGUACGUUAGUCGCGUCAAAUGCAUGUGCAAUGGAGCCAGGGGCAUUUGGUUUAUUGGCGAUGACUAUGUUCUGAAAGAAAGAGCUAUUUUGGAAUAUGGGCGAGCUAGCGUUAUGGGCCCUGAUGUUUCGAUCUCCAAAUUUCUGACCGAAAACUCUACUGUACCUGUAGUAAAAUUUCUACACCAUUGGAAGGACAGUCAAAGUCAUUUCUCGAUGGCCGAGAGGGUCCCGGGUGAUUCUCUAAUGCAAGCUGGGGAUAGUAUGAGCAAGGAUGGGAUAAGACUCAUUGCCAAAGAAGUCGUCGAGUAUCUUAUAGAGGUGCGCAAGUUUACAUCACCAAAAAUAGGAGCUCCAGACGGUUCAAAUAUAAGAGAUAGGGUGAUAGGUUCUGAUCAGAGGAUACAGUUCGUGACGGAUGAUGUUGAGAAAUGGUGGACUCGUGCCAAACUUCGGUUGUCAAAGGAACAAAUUGAACAGUGGGAAGACGUCAUCAAAGAUGAAUAUCCUGUCAAAGGACCAUAUGUGCUCACACAUGGAGAUUUGGAUGCGAGUAACAUCAUGGUAAAAGAUGGACAUGUCACCGGCAUCAUCGAUUGGGAAGCAGGGGGGUAUUUGCCAGAAUGGUGGGAGCCAGUAGCGACUAGUAUGCAAUUACCGCCCUUAUGGUCCUAUUGUUUUGAAGAGGAAUGGAAAUUACAAAUUGGGCCAUGGCCAGAGAAAGAAGUCCAAUUUGCCAGGACUUUCAAGAAUUUCUUCAAAGACUACUAUCCGAGUCAAAUCGAACCGGAGAAGUUCUACGAUCAAGACGCUUAUAUUCAAUGUCCCAAUUAUCGUCGCUAUUUGAAAGAAUCAAGAGAUGGAUUUGAAUCAACCGUUCGUCAACGCGAGAGGCGCAAGAAACAAGCUGCUGAAGAAGAGAGUGCGGCUUUAGCGGCUUUGAAAAAAUUAAGCUUGGAUGAAAAGGAAAAAGUCAAAGAUUGA